Molecule: messenger RNA, 165 nt
Organism: Enterobius vermicularis (human pinworm)
Lineage: Eukaryota; Metazoa; Nematoda; Chromadorea; Rhabditida; Oxyuridae
Source: the annotation of a GenBank genome assembly
ACUAAAACACGCUUUUUUCAGAGAAAUCAACUUAUUGCUUUUACGAUGAUAUUUGCGCUUUUAAUGAUCGGUUUAGUUUUGGCUUUUGAAAUGCUUCUUCCUGUGAUCACCAACCCUGAAUAUCCUUAUUACAACGAGAAACUCUCAUUCAGCUGGAAACGCUGA